GGGGGAGGUACUCAUGUUCCUGAGACAGUUUCAUUCAAUUGUUUGUACUUUCCACUGUGUAGAAAGAGUCGAUUUAAGUAAUUACAGAAGUACAGCUAUUCCUGGAUCCUCACAAUGACAUAUGUUUACUUUCUUGGGUUCUUUAUACUAUGCCUUAAAAUGGAUACGUCUUUACAACAGGAAGAGAUAAUAUGUACAGCACCCGAGAUUGAAAAUGGUGAAGUGCUUGAAGAAAUCCAAGAGUACAAAGAACAUCAAGUCCUGGAGUUUCAGUGUGAUCCCUCAUUUACACCUGCUGAUGCCAGAUCUCCAAAAUGCACAAAGCAUGGAGUAAGAGCAGAAUGGAGCCCCACACCUCUGUGUGAACCAAUAACAUGUAAACUACAACUGCCAGGGCUGAAAGGAACCAGCUAUGAACCUGCUUAUAGAAACAUGUUUCUAGCUGGUGAACAAGUGACAGUAAAUUGUGGAAACAACCACUGGAUUUUUAGUCAUCAACAGGUCUCAGUAGUAACUACAUGCAAAGAGGACGGAGAGUGGACUAUCACACCUGAAUGCCAAGAGGUUACGUGCAGCAAACGAGGAGUCCCACAUGUGUCUUGGGACAGUCGUUGGCAGCUAACAUUGAAAUCGGGUGAGAUGACACGUUAUGGGUGCGCGAGAGGCUACAGGAGGAAAGAUGACAGGAACGACAUGGCCACAUGCACCCGAGAUGGAUGGCACCCAAAUCCACUUUGUCAAGUGAUAGCAUGCCCUCAGCCGGGUUACCCGAAUGCAGGCAUUGUUGGAAUCGACCUGGAAGAAUAUGAAUACAAGGACAAAGUCAGGUUUAUUUGCAACAACGGUUACGAGGGAGAAUUCACUGUAACCUGUGGGGUUAACGGUUGGAGCAGAGGUUUGCAAUGUACAGAAAGACGGUGCGAGAAACCUCACAUCGACGAUGCAAACUUUAUCGGCGAUGUAAGUGAAAGUUACAGGCAAAAUGAUCACAUCCAGUAUACGUGCAAGAACAACGUUGACAUAAUUGUUACUCUUACCUGUGAAGAAAAUGGUUGGAAUGAGACUCAGAGCUGUUCAGAAGUUCUAGGUUGUGGCACAGCACCAAUCAUUGCUGAUGGAGACCUCAAGUACGCCAGGAAAAGUAAUAACAGCCAUAAUGAAAUGGUUGAAUACAUGUGCCAGGCAUACUACACCAUGGAGGGAGAGCCUUACAAAACCUGCGUCAAUGGUGUAUGGACUGGACACAUGAGAUGCAUCCAACCCUGUACCGUGAAUGAAGACGACAAUAGACAACAUAACAUUACAUUUAAAUAUAAUGGCAGUACAUAUUUCACUCAUGAUGAAAUAAUUGGGUUUAGGUGUGCCAGAGGAAUACCUGUUGGUUCAGUAUCAUUACUUCAGAGGUGUAAUAGUGGUGUUAUUGUCUUGCCUACUUGCCAAGAGUUUUAGCCAACAGUAGAUCAAAGUAAAAAACGGAUUAUGCAGAGUUAUGAACUGAUUCCGUCUCCUCUUUGAUGUUGUCAACUGUAUAAAUGUUAAAACAUA
Gymnodraco acuticeps is the source of this 1545-nucleotide messenger RNA. Its product is annotated as complement factor H-like. NCBI's taxonomy places the organism in Eukaryota, Metazoa, Chordata, Actinopteri, Perciformes, Bathydraconidae. The transcript has 8 exons. The record is from RefSeq and is a predicted model, not a curated record. Bases 115 to 1449 code for a protein of 444 amino acids.